This is a messenger RNA of Dracunculus medinensis (Guinea worm), 1044 nucleotides long. The record is from the annotation of a GenBank genome assembly. Lineage: Eukaryota; Metazoa; Nematoda; Chromadorea; Rhabditida; Dracunculidae.
AUGCCAUCUAUUUCGAAUAUAGAAAAUGCAGUCUCCGUCAGCCUCUGUGUUUUAGUAGUCGCCGGAGAGAAGAUUUGUGUUGCUCAUUCCCUUUUCCCGUUAGUAGUAAUGCUAUUAUGGAAAAGUAUUUUCAAAAUGCCGCUUACGGUGUGUCGAAGUGGCGAGAAGGUUCGUCGCUUCUCAAAAGCGGCGAAUAAUGGCGCGUUGUUUCGAGUCGUUCUUGACUAUGCGCAAGACUGCCCAUUCACUUGCGCGCUGCAGCUUUGCAUGGAAGGUUUGCAUAAUUAUGAUAUAUCUUGGACCAGUACAAUCGUAUUAACCGGCAUUUCUCUUCGAUUAAUUACCUCUCCAACACAAAUAUUUGCUGAAAAAUUGUUAGCUGAACGAAAAUUUGCUGCUCAUAGGUUAAGGCAUGAAAUUUUAAAGAAACUCGGUUCUUAUUAUCAACUUAAUGUUGUUCUUAACAAUGAUAAAACAAAUUAUCAGUUGAAUACCAGUGAUAUUCAGAUUAUCGAAAAAUCUGAAAAUUUGAUACGUGAAAGUACCCGAAAAUAUAUGAUGAAAAAUCGAUUACAACUGUCUCGAAUUUUUAAUUUAAGAGUUAUAGCUGUACCUCUCUGGAUAUUUUCUUCUUUCGCGCUCCGAAAUGUUGCAAAUUCCAAUGCCUUCGCUUUCAAUGGUACACUUUGGUUCGCGGAUCUUUUAUCACCUGAUCCAUUUUUCAUACUUCCUAUUACUUUAGGUAUUCUCGGAUUUUUUAAUUUAUGGAUUCAACGACGUCUUUUUCCAGUGCAUUCAAGAAAGAUGUCGAACAAAAUGCUUGAUGGAUUCAUAGCUUUUCUUACUCUUUCGAUGUGCGGUAUAAUGACUCAGUUUCCUGCUUAUCUUCCGCUUUACUGGCUUUCGUUCUCAAUAACAGGAACUUUCCAGUCGAUUGUUUUACAACAUCCAAAAAUUAAAAGCAUUCUGAGAAUUCGGAAGCUACCUGGUGAAUCAAGUUAUACUUUUAAGGAUUUAUUUAAAGUGAAAAUGUUUAGUACUUGA